Molecule: messenger RNA, 333 nt
Organism: Cinara cedri
Lineage: Eukaryota; Metazoa; Arthropoda; Insecta; Hemiptera; Aphididae
Source: the annotation of a GenBank genome assembly
AUGAGUGGAAAGAAUAAAAGAGAUGGUGAUAUUCUCAAAUCUUUUCAGAAAAAAUAUAAGAAAAAUAAUGAAGAAACCUUAAUAUUAAAUAAAGUAAGUAAUAAUUCGAGAUUUUAAUUAUUAAAUAACAACGUUAAAUGUAAUUACUUAUUAAUAAAGUUUUAUUAGGUUAUGUAUUGAUGGUACAUAUUAGAUUAUAAAUUUAAUGAUAUUUUGUAGGAGCUAAAUGUUGAUAAAUCAUUGCAAGUUGAUACUAAAGUCAAUCAAGAGGGAGAAACAUCCGAUGAUAAAUCUGAAAGCCAAGUUCAGGUAUCCAGUGUAGACACAAUUUAA